This is a messenger RNA of Klebsormidium nitens, 1485 nucleotides long. NCBI's taxonomy places the organism in Eukaryota, Viridiplantae, Streptophyta, Klebsormidiophyceae, Klebsormidiales, Klebsormidiaceae. The record is from the annotation of a GenBank genome assembly.
AUGACGUCACAAAAGCUGCCCCCAAAUCACGACUUUUGGCGACAGCGCAUCGAAAGAGGGAGGGAGAUGGGCCUCGAAUCUGAGCUUGGGAAGAAGGCACUGGAAGCGGGUCGAAACCUAGACCUCGAUGGCGUGCGAGCUCAUGUGGAAAGCUUGGUCUCUUGUGUCUUCGGGCCAUCUGAGAUAUACGAAGAGCUGCUGCGCGAGAUUGGGGAUGCGCAUAUUGUGCUGAUUGGGGAGGCCACGCACGGGUCGCGCGAGUUCUACGAAGAGCGCGCAAACAUCACCAAGAUUCUCAUCGAGGAGAAGGGCUUCUCGCUGGUGGUGUGCGAGGCGGACCUGGUCAACAUGGCCCGCGUGGACCGCUACAUCCGCGGCGACUCGCUCGACGGCAGCGCGGCCGCGGCGCUCUCAGGGUUUAGCCAUUACCCCCUCUGGAUCUGGCGGAACAAAGAGGUGGAAAGCUUCGUGGAGUGGGCCAGACGAUACAACGAAAAGGUGUUCCUGAAGGAUAGUCUGAACGGCUGUGCUGUUUCAAUCCACGGGUUCGACCUGCACGGACUGUACAAGUCACUGGAGGUCGUCAUCGAGUAUCUAGAGAAGCGAGACCCGGAAGCCGCCGAACGGGCCAAGAAGCGCUACUCCGGCUUCGCUCCGUUCGCCCCCGACGCGCACCAGUACGGCUUCGCCACGUCAGGCGGCCGCGGCCAAGCCUGCGAGGAUGACGUCACCCUUGUGUUAGCCGAGCUGCAGGACAUGGGGCGGCCCGCGGCCGCGGCUGCGGCCGCUGGCGGCGGCCACCGCUGCCAGGACGACGAGUACUUCUUUGCCAUGCAGAACGCGAUCGUGGUGAAGGAGGCGGAAGAGUACUACCGGACUAUCUACGAGUCAUACGAAUCUGCCUGGAUCAUACGCGAUCGGCAUAUGUUCAACGCGCUAGUGGCUCUGAAGGAGCACUGCGAGGCGAUGUGCGGGCGGUCCUGCAAAGUGGUCGUGUGGGCGCACAACUGCCACGUCAGCGACGCGCGCGCGACGGAGAUCGCGUGGGACUGGAACCAGAUCAAUACGGGCCAGCUGUGCAAGGAGAAGUUCGGAGACGAGGCGUUCAGCAUCGGAUUCAGCACCUUUGGAGGCACUGUCACGGCGGCCCCCGCGUGGGGAGAGCCCGGAAGGUGUGUAAGGCUGAGCUCUCCGGCACCAGGCACCUUCGAGUGCAUUCUAGAGCAGGUGUCGCCAGCCCGCUUCCUACUGGACUCCCGGAGAGCCGAACCCAACGAUAUUGUGCUUAUGAAGCGAUCCAUCGGUCUCGUCUACCGAGAAGACGCCGAGGCGGACAACUACUACAGGGCCAGAGUGUUCCAGCAGUAUGACAGAAUGAUACACAUCGGCCGAACGACUGCGGUGGAACCGCUGGACAAGGAGUCGGCGUCGGAGGAGAUCGAGGAGGCUGACGAGAUGCCUCACACCUACCCAUUCGGAAUAUAG